Molecule: messenger RNA, 1820 nt
Organism: Rubroshorea leprosula
Lineage: Eukaryota; Viridiplantae; Streptophyta; Magnoliopsida; Malvales; Dipterocarpaceae
Source: the annotation of a GenBank genome assembly
CGAUUCAUCGUCUUCCUCUUCCUCUCUUCUUCUCGCUCCGCCAAUUCUAAAUAAUCCCUAGCUGAAACCUUGUAUUCUGUUUUCUCGGCAACCAAACGCUACGGCUUAUUGUUUCGGGGAUCGACUUCGACGAGGAAUUGUGUUAUGAUGAAUUCCAAAAAGGCCAGCAGCUGCGCUAUUUGCGAUAACCUGAAUCGCGCUUCUAUCUGCGCUGUCUGUGUCAAUUACAGAUUAAAUGAGUACAACACACUGUUGAAAUCAUUGAAGAGUCAUCGGGAUUUCUUGUAUUCUAAAUUGAGCCAAGUGCUGGUGGCAAAGGGAAAAGCAGAUGAUCAACUUAACUGGAAAUUGCUUCAGAAUGAGAAGCUAGCAAACUUGAGGGAGAAGCUGCGGCAGAGCAAACAGCAACUGGCUCAAGGUAAUUCUAAGAUUGAGAAAUUAUCACAUGACUUAAAGGUUAAAGAUGGGGUGCUUAAUUCAGCUCGUAGUACGUUGGAAAAAAAUCGCAAGGAACAGCUGGAGAAGUUCUACCCCAACUUUUUUGGCACUCAGAGCUUGAGUCAUAUGGCAAUUACCUCAGAACGCCUUCAUAAACAGUCUGUCAUUAUAAAGCAGAUAUGCAAACUGUUCCCACAACGUCGGGUGAGUAUAGAUGGAGGAAGAGAUGGUUCCAACAGUCAAUAUGACCUGAUUUGUAAUGUACGCUUACCAAGGGGGCUUGACCCACACUCUGUUCCAUCAGAAGAGCUUGCUGCCUCCCUGGGAUACAUGGUCCAACUUCUAAAUCUUGUUGUUCAUGUCUUGGCUGCUCCUGCACUUCACAACUCAGGUUUUGCGGGGUCUUGUUCAAGGAUAUGGCAAAGAGAUUCUUAUUGGAAUGCACGCCCUUCUUCAAGAAGCAAUGAAUAUCCCCUUUUCAUACCACGCCAAAAUAAUUGCUCCACUAGUGGUGAUAAUUCAUGGACAGAUAGAAGUUCCAGUAAUUUUGGUGUUGCAUCUAUGGAAUCUGAGAGAAAGGCCCGGUUAGAUUCUUCUGGAAGUAAUAGUUUGAACUAUUCUUCUGCCUCCCUUCAUUCUGUUGAGACACACAAGGAUUUGCAGAAAGGGAUAUCUCUUCUCAAGAAAAGUGUGGCAUGCAUUACAGCUUACUGUUACAACUCAUUAUGCUUGGAUAUUCCAACUGACACAUCUACCUUUGAAGCAUUUUCCAAAUUGUUGGGUACACUAUCCUCCUCCAAGGAAGUUCGAUCUGCGCUUUCCCAGAAAAUGGUUGGUUCAAGGUCAUGUAAGCAAGUUCAACAGUUGAAUAAGUCUGUGUGGAAUAUGAACUCUGCCAUGUCAUCAAGCACUUUACUGGAGAGUGCACAUGUGCUGCCUAUAUCGAAAAGCAUUUCUGAUCAUAACCUUCGGAGUUCUGCUGCCAGUUUACUUUAUGCCACUGAAAUCUCCGAUACUGGAAAAAUUGAAAGUCUAAUUGGUGAAUGGGAUCUUGUGGAACAUCCAACUCUUCCCCCCCCACCAUCACAAACUGAAGAUGUUGAGCACUGGACGCGAGCCAUGUUCAUUGAUGCCACAAAGAGAUGAUCUGAUUCUUGUAAGUUAGACAUAUACCUAUGCCUACAACUUGAUAUAUUCUAAAUUGUACGCAUCUUAGCUGUAUAGAUCUCUAGAAACAUGGUGGUUGACUUUCUUUACAGCAUCAUUGUGCCAUAUUUGAAAUAUCAAGUUCUAACCUGUUGGACAAUUGAAUAUCUAACUCUAGUCGUUAAAGAUAUCAUUUGAUUAUCUCCGAGUGCAAGGAAAAAAUAUUAUUUGAUUAA